Messenger RNA from Pistacia vera, 946 nucleotides. RefSeq names its product E3 ubiquitin-protein ligase RNF4-like. Lineage: Eukaryota; Viridiplantae; Streptophyta; Magnoliopsida; Sapindales; Anacardiaceae. The record is from RefSeq and is a predicted model, not a curated record. The transcript is spliced from 5 exons. The coding region runs from base 133 to 819 and encodes 228 amino acids.
CAUUUUCAUCUUCACCAAAAACCCCAUUUUUCUUUGCUUUCAUCUUCUCCAAAAACCCCUUUCUUCAUCAGCAAAACUCUUUCAAAAUCUCGCCAUAGGAUACUUUAGGAUUAUAAAAGCUUUAAAAACAGCAUGAGCACACAGGAAUUAGGGAAAUUUCCAGAAAGGGAUGUCAAAAAUGCUCAGAGGAGGAGAAUUCUACCAGACCUGGACCUCAACAAUCCACCGCCUGAUGAGAGCACGACCCCGGCUGACAUAUCCUUCAAUUUCAAUUCUCAACAGUGUCCACCUGAAGCGUGCCAAGGUUAUCAAGAGGAAAGCAGAAGUAUUGAGAUCAUUGAUGAUGAUGUUGCUAUAAUUGACCAAAGUAUGUUUGAUGAGGCCAAGAACAAUUAUCGGAGAAACCAGUCUCAGGUUAUCGAUGGGCUAAAAGAUGUGCCUAAUGAGGCUGGCGGAUUGUUAAAUAGUCUUUCAGGUAGCAAAACGGCGAACUGGUACUGCAAGCAAAGAAGAGAUCCGAUGGAUGAAGUAAUUACUAGUAGAUAUCUUAGCAUGAUGGAAGAAGCUAGUAACAGAGACAAGGAGAAGAAUGUUGUGAAACCAGUAGAGUUUUCGAAGAAUCCUGAGCCCGAGGCGCCCAGUUUCAUUUGUCCGAUCUGCAUCGGUCCAAUGAGUAUGGCAACAACAACAAAGUGUGGCCAUGUGUUCUGCCAGGAAUGCAUAAAGAAAGCCAUUGCAGCUCAAGGGAAAUGUCCUACUUGCAGGAAGAAACUUGGAAAGAGAGGCAUCAUCAGGGUGUUUCUUCCAACAACCAAUUGAAUGAAUAAAUCAUAGUGUAAUGCCUUUGAAUUAAUGAUACAGCUUGUUAUUUAUUUGCUUGAAGUUGGUGAUGACAGUCUUCACUUCCCUUUGGGCAAAGAUAUUGAUGUUGAAAUAGAGGACUUAA